Messenger RNA from Hypoxylon trugodes, 570 nucleotides. RefSeq lists its product as uncharacterized. The transcript has 2 exons. NCBI's taxonomy places the organism in Eukaryota, Fungi, Ascomycota, Sordariomycetes, Xylariales, Hypoxylaceae. The coding region runs from base 73 to 381 and encodes 102 amino acids. The record is from RefSeq and is a predicted model, not a curated record.
CUUUGACUUUUGGUAUGCUUUAGUCUUAGUUAUACUUUAGGUAUGCAUAAUAAUAUGCACGCCUCAUAGUACAUGGGCGGCUCCUCCCUCUCGGCCGGUAAGAUUAUUUUUAACACUAAAAUAAUCGUCGGGUCGCUCCUCCUCUCUUUCCUUCUCCGUCUCCUCUUCCACCCAUCUCCACCGUCUCCUCCCUUCUCCUCCCCCUACUCUAAACGAAAGUGCAGCGCGGAAAGAUUCGAUGAUGAUGAUGUGGAAACCAGUGGGGAAUCCGCGCUAGGACGUAUUAUAUCGCCUACUACGAGUUUCCAAAGAUGGUCUAGUCGUUCAACUAUCCAAGGUUUUUCUCGGUUGUUGAUCAGAUUCUCUUGGGAUAUGGGAUAACUAGUGUUAAUAAGAGCGAGUCUCGACUCUAGUCGUUAAUAACGUAUACAUUAGGCUCUUUUGAGCUUUAGUGCGCGGCUGUAGGCGUCCCGCCUGCAAAAGGUCCAUGCAGUCGCGAGGUUUAGCGAUGAUAGUUUAUUCUAUUUGCGGUAGAUGAAGCCGAUACCAGGCCUGCUGGGCACACUAAGU